AUGCACGCUCUGUCGCUCGCCGGGCCGUCGCGCAGCCCGCCAGAGCCGGCGCUGGAGGAUGUGACGGAGCAGCUGCGUCGGGCAUGCCGCACACUGCCGCAAGGACAGCUGGCGCAUGUCGAUGGCUUUGCGCUCUUCGACACACUGAGCGCCAUCGAGCUGCUCGAUCCGCGCAUGGACUCGGGCGUGCUCGCCGUGCCGCCGCACAUGCUCGCCGCCUGCGACAGGCUGACGCCAGAAGAGGCGGCGCAUACGCCGGCAUUCGACCCAAACGCUCGCCUGUCCGUCCAGGACAUGUGUUGGCUCAUGGACCGCACGCUUGCAACAGAGGUCGCAUGGCAUUCGGGUGCUCCACUCUCCGCAUCCGUUCACACGUGCCUGUACAUCCACGAGGUCCUUGACCUGUUCAACGGCGGCCCAGAUGCAGCUGUGCUGGACGACGACCUGCUCGAGCACGUGCUGCAGCCGUACCUCGUCGCGCUGCUCAAGAGCGUCAGCCUGGCGUGGGACGAGCUGGUGGGCGGCAAUCUCACCGACGGCGAAGACUUUAGCGGAGACAAGGCGGGCAUCUCGCUUUGCGAGGGCCUGACUGUCGCCUCAGCAUUGCGGGGGCUGGACGCCGCAAUGGCGUGGGUUCAGGCAGCCGAGCCUGCGCAGCUACGGCCAAAGGAUGCUGCGUCGUUGAUGAGGCGCCUGGAGCUUCGCAAGCACCUUUUGUCGACCUUUGCUCUGCUCGCACUCGCAAACUCAGGCCGCAACCUGCGCGCUGCCCAGAUGCUCGCCAAGCCUGCCAGCGCAUACACCUCGGAGCGCGCGCUUGCAGACCUGCCUGUAGCGCUGUCGGAGCUGCGAGAUGCACUGGCAGCUCUGUCGCCGGACGCAGACACGACGGGCACAUGCCUCUCGGAUCCUGCGCUCGCCAAAGCGCCGUCACCAAUAGCGCGAGCAGGGUUUGACGUGCACUUUGCGCGACGUCUAGCUUCGUCAGGCCAAGGCGACCCGGGCAUGCCCCCGCCGCGCCCCGUCGAGCUGCCGGAGCCGAGCAAGACUGUCGAGUUCAUGCACUCGCUCGCUGACGGCGUCGAGAAGGCGUGCGACAUGAUCGAUGGCGCCCAGUGGUCGAUGUGGCGGGGCGUCUUCGUCUCUCGUGCCGUUACGUUUCAGCAAAGGCCUGAGUGUGCCUUCGUCCGCUCGCUCUUGCAGUCCGUCGGCUGCAGCUUCAGUCAGGUCGCGUUCGGUCGCUAUCCACUGCCGUUCCUUCCCGCCAGUCUGCUCGAGACAGUCGGCGCCAUCUCUCUCCGAUCCAUCGCCAGCCAGAUGGCCAAGCUCGCCGCUGCGUCCGACGAACCACGGCCUGGACCACGAGCGCCGCCGCUGCCGCCAGACAGCCCGCUCGGUGCACACUUGGCACUCGAGUCGUUCAUGCAGCGCCUGGCCGGCCAGACCGUCAACUACUUCAGCUGCCUCGCGCAGAACCGCUCGCGCGGCAAGCGGAAGCUGGCGGGCGCGUAUGCGGAGUGGGUCAAGCUGGCCGAGGAGGCACAAGAGCUCGGCCGGCAUCUGUCUCGACUGCUCCCCUCCGGCACGUUGCAUCCCGACGUCAUCUUCGCCUGCGUGCAGCACGUCAUCCUCGACAUCAUGAUGCACAUCACCAUGUCCGGCCUCGAGCUAGAGCUGUAUGCGCCGCACGAGCUCGUCUACGUGUACUGGAUGGCGGCGAGUAUUGCGCAUGAGCAGGGCUCGGUGCUCAAGAGUCUGAGCGACGAUGUCAAGUCGCGGCGAGAUGCCGCCGGCGUCGAUGAUGCGCGAGCUCCCUUCGACGCCACGCUCGACUACCUGCGGCGCGAGACUCAGAAGGCGCAGGCCGUCGGCGAAGCUUCUCUCGCGACUAUGCUGCUAUACCCGACUCUCACGCCAACGCGUCAGCGUCCCUGGCCGCUCGUCGCAUGUCCAGCAGACGAUGCAUCCCUGCUGGCCGGCCCCGCGCCUCCAUCCAUCGCCGACGCCGCCGCCACAAGCGAGGCGCAAGAGGCCAUGUCGUGGGCCUGCUUUGCGCGGCGCUUCAAGUGGCUCGGCGUGCGUGGCCGGCCUGCUUCCGGCGAGCAGAUUACAAUGCUGUACGAGGAUUGGGCGCGCGAGAUGGACGCGUGGGCUGAGAAAGACGAUGCCGAGAUGCUAAGUGCAGCCUGCAAGAGCUUGGAGGCGGCGAGCACGGCGGCCGCCUCGCUGCGUGACGAGGAGAUCGACGACGAGGUGGAGCGACAGCUUGCUGUCGGUCUGGCAGAGGUGCUGCAAGCGAAUGCAGCCGCAGCCGCAGCCGCAGGGGCCCACUCGGAGUUCUCGAGCGCCGGCACGCCGGGCCAGUGGUCUUGGCAAGCCAGCGGACAUCCCUGGUUCGCGCGUCUCUGCCGAACAACACCUGCAUGAGCCUGUCCGCAUCCACUCCUGUCCCCGCACUCCAGAUACCCGGCGCGACGCCCACGCCCACGCGCUUGCUGUCGGAUAUGCCAUGUCACAUUG
Molecule: messenger RNA, 2520 nt
Organism: Tilletiopsis washingtonensis
Lineage: Eukaryota; Fungi; Basidiomycota; Exobasidiomycetes; Entylomatales
Exons: 12
Coding region: 1-2427 (808 amino acids)
Biological process (GO): N-terminal peptidyl-methionine acetylation
Cellular component (GO): NatC complex
Source: RefSeq, a predicted model, not a curated record